AUGCCUUCGAUAUUCUCCAAGAAGUCGAAUCGCUCGCACCCGUCCGCCGACACGACUCCCGGCCAGCUGUCGCCGAAUCCGUCUGUAAACAACGACGGCGCGCAGCGAUACCAGCCCGUAGAGAGCCAGCAGAGCGUUCCACAGGGCCAGCGUCAUUCGCAGCAGCUGCCCCAGGGCGUGUCCCAGGCGCAGUACCAGCAGCCGUUCCCCACGCGCACCACCAGCGUCAACCGCCUGAGUGCGCAUCUCGACCAGGCCGCCCAGAGCUACCAGCAGCAGCAGCAGCAGCAGCAGCAGCAGCAGCCAGGCCCCCCUCAGCUGUCGCCGGCGCUCGACCAGACCCGCCAGAGCGCCUACCAGCCUCAAUCACCCCCGCCCGUGGUCCAGGAGCAGAAGAAGUCGUUGCGCAGCCGCAUCGCCGCCGGACUGUCAGGCCACAACAAGGACGACGACGCUUCGAAACAGGCCGGCAAGAACGGAGUCGGACGCCGCCAGUCUGUCCGGAAGAGUGACCCCAGGCUUGCAGAGCAGCAGGCCCAGGAGAACCAGCGUCUCCAGGCGCAACAGCACUGGCACCAGGGCUCCAGCUCGCAUCUGCUCUCCUCCACCGAGCAGGACGAGGACAACCUCGACCCGUUCCUGCAGCAGGACGACCACCCGGAAGUACCGCCCAAGGACUAUCCGCAGCACUUGCAACACCCGCAACAGCAGCAGCAGUUCGUCGCCAACCCUCAGCAGCAACAGUAUCGGCCCCCACUCGACAGGGUGAGCACUGAGGGGAGCUAUCGCACCCAAGGCGGGGUAUCGCAAUACAGCCCCGACCACCACCAGGGACAAGGAUUGCAGCCACAACAACAGCCAGGCCAGCAGCAGCAGCAACAACAGUACCAGAGCUACCAGCCCGCCGUGCAGACGUCUCAGAAUCCCAACGAAUAUCAGGCCUUCAACCCCCAAAACUCGCCAAGCCCGCUACUGGUGAACGCCCAGGCGCAUGGUCAAGCUUCCAACAGUGCACCACAACAGCAGCAGGUCUACUAUCAGCAGCAGGAGCAGAGUCCUCAGCAAGCGCAGGGACACUCGCCGCAGGACCAUCCUCAGCAGGGUGCACACUACCAGCAGCAACAUUUCGCGCCGCCGUCUCAGCCUCAGCCGCACCCCACCCAGGAACUGCAACACCAAAUCGGCCGAACAUCAGCCCAGCAGCCUCCUGAGCUGCAGCACCCUCAGGCUAUCCGUGCCCCUCUUCAGCUCGUACAGAACCAGCAGAUUGACGCGCAGCAGUCACAGCAGCUUCGACCCCCCUCCUCGCACCAGCUUGGUCCUCCGUCACCUCUCCAGAAUCCGCCUUACACCCCAUACGACGCCCAGUCAGGACAACAGCAUACGACGCACUCGUCUGAUCCUUCGCUAGCGAACACGACGCCCCCACGAAAGUCGCAGGACAGCAUGCCGCCGAGCGCGAACAGCGGCAGGAACACGCUGCGGAAGGUCGUCGAUGGCCAACAGCCGGGACCACCGUCUCGCGAAGCUUCUCUCCUGCAACAACCCUCAGGUCAAGGUCAGCCUCUUGGACAACCGGCUGUAUCGCCGGGACUAGCAAUAUUCGACGCUAACGUCGUUCCAACAGCUUCGCAAGGUCAGCCUUAUCGCGGCGAAAAGGGACAAGCACAACAGGGAGGAGAGAUGGGCCGGGCGACACCUCCGCCGCGGCCGUCAGUGGCAGACAUGUCGGAGGAGGAGUUUGAGAAGAUCAUGAAGGAACAUGAGGUGUUGCGUGAGUACAUCAUAAACAAGUUGAUUGAAGUAAAUCUGACAUUCCCAGGUGAAAAAUACCAAAAGGUAAAGCGAUACUUUUUUGAACAACAGACACAAGUGCACCAGCUCCAGAAUACUCUUGCAAACCAGCGCCUAUCACUAUCGCGGACAUCAUGGGACGACAGCGAAUACGGGACCCGUUUCAACCGGCUGGACGGACUGAUAGCGCAGCUGUCGUUUUCAGUCCGCAAAGACUGGAAGGCGAUACCACAGUUUCUGCACCCCGUUGUGAACAAGACAGCAGUAGAGACUGGCAAACAAGAAAUGACUGCGGUUGGCCGUGCCUUCAUCUCAAAUUGGCUGGUAGAAAAUAUUUUCGAAAAGUAUUUCCAUCCCGAUCUGGAACCUGGGUUUUCGACGCAGCUGCAGAUGAUUGUCUCAAAUAUACGGAAGUUCUCGCCGCCUUCCCACAGCCCAGAGGAUGAAGACUCGCUUGCGGCGAAGAUCAUCAAUUGGCGGUUGGCGACAUUAGAGGGUCUCGCAGAAACACUCAGAGCACCUCAGGCUGCGAAGUACCGCCAGGAGCUAAUUGACACACUGAACGAGAAGCUCAUUGCAUCGCUCCAGAUGCACAUGAACGACCCUGCGCCGGCAGACCUCAACGGCGGCGUACCCAUGAUUAUCGAAUUAGCUAUUAGCGUCGCACAGCAUCUGCCAUUGGAGAGCAGAGAGGUGCACAUUGAGUACUUCCCGCCCGGACACGGCAUCGUGCCUGAAUUCAUGAAGCUGGAAAGCGGCAUUCCAGCUCUGACUGCACCGAUAUUAGAAGUCGACGAGGCGGACCGAGCCUCCGUCAGGAGCAACGCUCGAUCAGAUAUCGACAACGCCUCCAUCGCCGAGCAAGAACAGUUGGCAGCUCAGGCUGCGCCCAAAGAAGAGAAGAAGCGUGGCGUGUUUGGCUUUGGCGGAGGAUCGAAGAAGCCCACGACGGCGCCUGCAUCACUGGGCAAGCGCGAGUCUACGCUCGGUGCCGGUGGUAGCCAGCAAAGCCUGACGCCAAAUCCACCUGGCAGCUCGCAUGGGCCUAAAGACGAAGUUCCAGCUCAGCGCGUGCGCAUGGCAGUUGGUUUCGCAGUGCAAAUUCGCGGUAAGAGCAUUUUGAUGAAGGCGCCCGUGUACAGCACCUAAGCGUGUUAACGACACUUGAUGAAUUGGAUAUGAGCGAUUUACGAGCGAGCGAUGGUUAAACGAUCCUGGUCUACAGCUUCUGGAUAUACCACCUGGAUACAGGCUGCGGUUUAGGAAGCCUUGAAAAUGUGUAUACCCCUUGGGGUUUUGAGAGUGAAGCGUUUGUUGUGCAUACCGAUACCCUCGCUGUUUCUACGGUUAGAUAAUGAAAUUCAAUUCUUGGAUGAUCCU
Parastagonospora nodorum SN15 is the source of this 3174-nucleotide messenger RNA. RefSeq lists its product as hypothetical. The transcript is spliced from 2 exons. The record is from RefSeq and is a predicted model, not a curated record. NCBI's taxonomy places the organism in Eukaryota, Fungi, Ascomycota, Dothideomycetes, Pleosporales, Phaeosphaeriaceae. Bases 1 to 2943 code for a protein of 980 amino acids.